Molecule: messenger RNA, 2659 nt
Organism: Prorocentrum cordatum
Lineage: Eukaryota; Dinophyceae; Prorocentrales; Prorocentraceae
Source: the annotation of a GenBank genome assembly
UGCGGAUUUGUUGUCGGGGACAUCGCCAGUCAAUCGGCGACGCAUCUCCGAUUCUAGGUCGAUGGUUCCCCCGCUGAGCCUGUCCCCCCGAAGAGGAAGAGGGACGGAGGAGAAGGAGGACGAGGAGGACGAGGAGUUGCCCCUCAGGUCCGCGGUCCGCGACCCAUCGUGCGGGGUGGACUCCCAGGCGACGCAGGACAUGGGGGACAGCAUUCACAAGUCCUUCGGCAAGUCCCUCAGCAGGGCCUUCAGCAAGAACCUCGAGUCCCUCCACGAUCGGAUGACCCGCAGCAGCGAGAUCUUCACCGGCGCGGAGGAUACCAGAACCGAGAAGAGAAAGUAUUGCUACGAGUUCGUUUCCAGCCCGACGUUCGAACUUGUCUGGUCGAUCGUCAUCCUCGCGAGCACUACGAUGAUGGCCGUAGAAGCGCAGUACGACGGCAUAGACGCCUCUUACCGUCAAGACCUUGGGCGAUACCCCGCGACCGAGCCUGCUAGUAAGGCGUGGCCGGGCGCCGACAAGGUGUUCGUGGCCGUCGAUGUGAUGUUCGGCGCACUGUUCACCCUGGAGCUGGUAUGGCGCUUGGCCGUCCUCCAGAAGGAGCUACUGCUGGACGCAUGGUCGUGGAUCGACAUUGCCGCGGUCAUCUUCUGGUACGUCGAGCGGGUCUCGGACAUGUUCUUGCCCGUAGACCCUAAGUUCAUACGCGUCACGAGGCUCGUGAGGCUGUUGCGCUUCGUGAGAGUCAUCAGGUUCGUCAACGCAUUCGAAAAAUUGUACUUGAUGGUGGCCUCGAUCACCAGCAGCUUCUCCGCGCUGGCUUGGUCUGCAGGAAUGUUGUUCUUAGUCGAGAUGGUAUUUGCGCUGUUGCUCAACAUCUUGCUCGAGAGCUUCUGGACCAACACCGACAACCCCAUGGAAGACCGCCAGGCUGUAUUUCAGCUUUACGGGACCUUCAGCAAGUCAUUGUUGAGCAUGUUCGAAAUGUUGCUUGGCAAUUGGUACGGCAUUACCCGCGAGCUCGUCAAGGUCAGUGAAUGGUAUUUGAUCUUCGGCGUGGGGCACCAGCUAGCACUCGGCUUCGCCGUGAUCGAGGUGAUGACAGGUGUGUUCCUUCACGAGACGUUCCAUGUGCUGUCGAUGGACGACAGCAUCAUGGCGAACGAAACGAAACGUGCGAUCAAGAGCAAUACCGAGAAGAUGAAGGUGUUCUUCCAAAACGCGGACGUCAAUGGCGACGGGUUUCUCGACAAGGAGGAGCUCGAGAAGGUGUUACAGCGGGAGAAGGUACAGGAGUGGCUCACUGCAAUGGGGCUUGAGAUCCACGACAUGGUCAGCGCGUUCACGAUCAUGGACAAGAAUGGCGACGGCCAGCUCAGCACCGAGGAGUUCGUGGAGGGGGCCUGGAAUCUGAAGGGCCAGGCGAGGGCCAUCGAAGUGGCGAUGAUACGGAGCAUUCUGGAAGAGAUACGGAGCAAGAUUGAGGAGCGGGGUCUGGGUGAGCCCAGACACUUGAACGCAAUCCAGCUGAAGUGACGCCAUCCGUUGUUUGUGUUGUUCUGGCCUCAAUAUUCCCUGCCUCCUUCUCUUUUUAUCCUGUGCGUCCGUAUCCCAGGACCCAUCAUAAUGCAGAUGUUUUUCAAGAAUUGUUUGCGCCAGGUCAUUGUUGGCUUUGUCGUGUUUUCCAGACAUUCUCGAGGGAGGCCCAGUGCUAAAUGGCUUCAGGCUUCAGGGUCAUUAUUGUGCUGCCGUUUCUAAACUGCUGCGUUUUGACGGCAUGUCCAGUCAAGUUACCACGCGUACCCGCUGAGAAAUUGUGGCUAGGUUCUAGCCGCCGCAUCUUCAAGCGUGGGUGUGGGGCUGCUGGACUGCUGGUGGUGAGUGACUUCCACCUGCAGGCGAUGAGUUAUUAGGCUACUGUUCUCCUCUUUGCGCCGCGGGCUCAGCGAGCUGGCUGUCGGCAGCUUGGCGAGGGUACACCCUGCUACUCUCUGUGCACUGCCCUCUGCCAUUCAGCCGACCCUAUUACCGAGUGCCCGCUGGCGGUCGGCAGACCGAUUGGGAUUGCAAGACUUGAAGCGCUCAAUGCUAUGGGAGUCGCUGGAUGCAUUAAGAGAAAGCUUGAGGCUGGCGUUGCAAAGAUAGCGUGGGAUGUGGCGCCGCUGGUCCGCUUGUUACGCGCCAUCCCCACCUUGGGUAUAGCGUGCACCGAAGAAGCCCUGGCAGGGGGGCAGCGUGUUCAGAAGGAUCCCUCGCAGGGAAAUCGCCUCACAGGGACAGCUUGCACGGCGGAGGCCUUCGUUUCGGGGAUAGCGCGCUAUUCGGAUGUCGGUGUUGCGCGCUAUCGUUUCGACGCCAACCGAGCGUAUCCAGUUCCAUGCGGAAGAACCGCGGCUGCGAACCAGCGCAGCAGAAAGGGGGGCACGCGACAGUUCAGCGCCAUCUCUGAAUCAGCGUGUGUCUGGCACAACCCCCUCGCCCGCUGCAGCUGUUUCCUCGUCCUUGCUAUUUUCUCCUCCGCCAUCCCCUUUUUCGUAACUUACCCGUCCCUUUUCGCAGUGUCCGUAGGGCGGGCCGGGCGUUUCGCCGGAGAUCUCCUGCGCCAUGUACGAUUUUGAGGCUUGGACGUUGCCACAGCUUCACGGAUGGAGGGCGGGC